Cyclospora cayetanensis is the source of this 2790-nucleotide messenger RNA. RefSeq names its product AF4/FMR2 family member 4. NCBI's taxonomy places the organism in Eukaryota, Apicomplexa, Conoidasida, Eucoccidiorida, Eimeriidae. Gene Ontology annotation, biological process: regulation of transcription by RNA polymerase II. Bases 1 to 2790 code for a protein of 929 amino acids. Gene Ontology annotation, cellular component: nucleus; SWI/SNF complex. Gene Ontology annotation, molecular function: nucleic acid binding; transcription coregulator activity. The transcript has 4 exons. The record is from RefSeq and is a predicted model, not a curated record.
AUGGCUGCUACUUGGAAGGAAGUCUCGGUAAAGUCAUGGGCAGAAUGGAAUGCGGGGUUCAGCUGCGCUGUCACCUUGAUGGACAGCAAACUAAACCCUAAAAAGGCCAAAUUCCAAAGCGCCUCUGCUGCUGCUGCUGCUGCUGCUGCUGCUGCAGAAUCGCUGGCUGCAGCCCCUUCUGCUGCUGCGGGAACGGGUGGCAGUGAGCACCAGCAGCAGCAGGAGUAUCUCCAGCGCGAAAUUGAGAGUACAGCGCAGCAGCUAGCAGAGCUGCAGGAGCAGCACCAAACCCUAAAGCAGCUGCUGCAGCAAUGCGUGUCAGACGCCGAAAGGGCAGAGCUGGCCGAUGCUGCCGCAGCAACAGCAGCAGCAGUAGCAGACACCGCGUCUGCGCUAGAACUAAUGCGAACCUCUCUUGUGGAAACUCGCAAGCUGCAAGUGCAUCAUCUGCUGCUGAGCUUGCAGCACGAGCAGCGCCAGCAGAAAUCCGCAGAUGACGGCAGCACCAGCGACUCUGCGAUGAGCGUCUCUGAUGGCGAACUAAGCAUCGAGAGCGGAGAAGAUACAGCUCCCAAGAGCAGAAACAGCACCAACGGCCUGAGCGGCAGCAGCCACGGCAAGACACCACCCAGUGGACGAGAAGGCAGCUUGUGUGUCUUUGCGUCUCUCCAAACAAACGGCAGGGAUGGGCUGCAGUAUGGCAGAGUGAGGGCAGCCGUGAAGGGUACACCUUUCCUGCAGCAGUUACUCCAGGGAACCUCCACCAGCACCAGCACUAGCAGCAAAAGCGAUGGAUCUUCGGAUAUCUGUGAGGCUUUGCCAGCGGGAGGGUGUGAGCUGCGUACUGCGCUGCUUUUGCACGAACAGAAGGAGCAAAGACAGAGCCAGCAGCUGCUGCUGCAGCAGCAAGAGCCGCAAAAACUGCCUCUGCUGCUGCUGAUAGUUCCAGCCUGCCCUGAGGCUCUGCGUGAAGCACCUUGCCGUCACAUUUUGGAGGCAACCGAAGCGGCUGCAGCUGCUUUUCAGGCGGCAGCAGCAGCUGCGCAGCAACAGAAAGUGCAGGAGCCACACGGUAGAGAAUGCGGCAGUCAGCGUGAGGCUGCAGCAGCAGCAGGUCUGCAGCUGGAAGUCGAUGGCGCAGCAGCAGCUGCUGCUGCUGCGGCAGCAACGACUCCUGCGGGGACGGUAUCUCUGGACGAGCUUCGGGAGAGCUGCCCCUUCAACAGCCGCUGCGGCUGGUGCCACGGUGUGCUGCUCCCUCCCGCUGCAGUCACCUUAGUGCAAUUCAGUGCGCACAAGAUCAUCGAGCAGCAGCAACAACUGCAACGGCAACAGCAGCAGCAAGAGGAGGGCUGUCUUGUACGGGGUAGCAGGGUGAUCGUUAGGCUAAGACGCCAGCAGUGGCAGCCAGGCUCCCUGCGGCAGCUGCUGCGCAAGCGCAAGCACUCAGCAGCAAAGGAGACUGAAGUCUCUGCGGAUGUGCUUCCCCUCUCCGCAGCUUCUGCGCAGAAGCAGAGUGGCAAGCAACACCAGAAGCAACAACUUCAGCAACAGGAGUACUCGUGGUUCGCACGCGUCUUGCUGGAUGGCGCAGCAAGCAGCAGCAGUUGCAAUCCCGAAGGAGCAGCCGAUCGCAAAGGGAGGCUUCACGUUUGCAGAGCGCAACAUCUGGUGCCUUCACUUAUACAGCGGCAAGGACAGGAAGGGCAAGAAGAAUCGGGUGUACAGACACCUUCUGCGCGGCGAAGCGCACUCAGGAGCAGCAGCAGCGCUGGUAGCAGCAGCAGCAGCAGCAGCAGCAGCGAGUCGGAGGUUGCAAUAGAAACAGACGGCAGCAAUGGAGACGUCUCUGACGGCGAGAAGAUGCAUCAGCAGCGCAAAGUGCAGCGGCUGCAGCAGUUGCUGGGGAAGCCCGCAGCAACUGCCGCAGCACAAAUGCUGCGACGAGCACCACGUUGCCACAAGACAAGUUGGUGGCAGCCACUGCGGAGCACUAACCCUAACUCUGCUGCAGCAGCGGGUGCAGCAAACAGCAGCAGCAAGAAAAAUUGCUGCCCCUUGAGCAGCAGCAGCUACUUUGGCGUCUGGAUGCUGCAUACGAGUGGCGUCGGUCUGCGCAUCAUGGAGCGCCUCGGGUACAAGCUGGGGGAAUGCUUGGGGAAAAGGCAACGACUGCUUCAGCAGCAGCAGCAGAAAGAAGGAAGUGAAGGGCUAGAGCAAGGUUUAAGCGCGGAGAAAGACUCUUUCUUGCUGAAUCCACUUCCCAUCGAGAUACUGCCAUCUGGGUAUUCGCUGGAUUACAUUCGCUGCCCCCGUGUAAGGCGCGCAGCAGCAGCAAAAGAAGCUGCAAAAGCAGCUGCCGCUGCAGUUGCAGAAGAAGGAGAUGGAGCAUUCCGUCUGAUUCGAGGGGUUGGUCAAGGGGCUGCUGCUGUCGCGAGUGCCGCUGCUGCUGCUGCCGCCGAUGAGCGCAAGAAGCAGCAGCAACAGCAAGACUUACAGGUGCAGCAGCAGCUGCACAGGAAGUACAAAAAAUCCGAUGAGCAGCAGAUGCGGCGCGAGCUGCUGCAGCUGCAACAGCAGGUGCAGCAGGUGCAGAGUGAACUGGAAGCUGCCGCAGCCAACUGCCGCAGACACCAGGGAACUGCCACGGAGGGCCAUAGAGUGCACGAACAUUAUCAGCAGCAACACGCACAGCUGCAAGAACAAAAGCGACAGCUUCAGCAGCAGCAGAAACUGCUAGAGAGAAUGCUGCCCACCAAAAAGACUAACAAGCUGUCGAAAAUCUUCUGA